CAUUUCCUUGACUCGACCGAUUGCAUAUAUAUACUAGUACCUGGGUAUAUAUAGUUUUGAAACCCGCUUGUCGUCUUUGCCAUGCUCUCUCGAAGUAGUCGUUUCUUUGUAGCCUUUCGUAUUAAACAAAAAGCCCGACAUCUUUCAACAAUGGCCCCCUCAGCUACCACCCCGAACCAAGUUCGUAUAGGCCCAAACCCCAACCCGGACUGGAAUUUCGGCCAGGGCAGCAACCACCUCAACGCAGCAUCGCCCUCAUCCUCCAACCCGGACGAAAAAGCCCAGAGCCACACACUCAUCGACCCCCAAGCAGAGGAUCGAGCCUCAUGGCUCAACUACAAGCUCCUCAUCUCCGCCGUCGCCCCGCGCCCCAUCGCCUUCAUCAGCACCCUCUCCGCCGACGGUACCAAAGCCAAUCUCGCUCCAUUCAGCUACUUCAACGUCUUCACCCACGAUCCGCCUACCUUUGCUGUCGGAUUUGCGCAUCCCCCAAGUGGGCCUAGGGAUUCCUUUGUCAAUGUGCGUGACUCUGGGGAGUGUGUCAUCAACAUCAUCUCGGAACACUACAUCGAGGCCGCCAACUCGACCAGCAUAGACGCUCCUUACGGGACGUCUGAAUGGGGUGUCUCCGGCUUGACAGCAGACUAUUCAUGUGAGACUGUCAAGGCGCCGCGAGUGAAGGAGGCGAUAUUUAGCAUCGAAGCCAAGGUGGAAUCUAUCAAGGAGAUUGAAAGUAGAGCAAAUCCAGGGAGAGUGUCCACAUGGCUGGUCAUUUUUGAAGGAGUUCGGUUCUGGGCAAGGAAUGACGCACUGAGCGAAAAGAAGGAUGAGCUCUAUCCCGAGAUCUUGAAACCCAUUGGUCGCAUGGGAGGCGUCAUCUACUCCAAGACGACUGAUCUUCUGCAGAUACCAAGGCCGCAGUUUGAGGCUGACCUUGGCGGUGCUGAAGGCUAUGAGAAGCUCUUGAAUGGAAGCAAAUAACAACAAAAGACGCUGAUUGCGUAUAGGCCUUUUCCGAAGAAAAGGAGCAUCACGGAUUAAUGAGCACAAAUGAGCAAAGGCACCGCACGAUAAAGAAAUUAAAAAAAAAAAAAAAAAACAAUCAACGUG
Messenger RNA from Trichoderma harzianum CBS 226.95, 1110 nucleotides. RefSeq lists its product as hypothetical. Gene Ontology annotation, molecular function: FMN binding. Lineage: Eukaryota; Fungi; Ascomycota; Sordariomycetes; Hypocreales; Hypocreaceae. The transcript has a single exon. The record is from RefSeq and is a predicted model, not a curated record. The coding region runs from base 151 to 981 and encodes 276 amino acids.